This is a messenger RNA of Dracunculus medinensis (Guinea worm), 897 nucleotides long. NCBI's taxonomy places the organism in Eukaryota, Metazoa, Nematoda, Chromadorea, Rhabditida, Dracunculidae. The record is from the annotation of a GenBank genome assembly.
GAAGUGUGUUUCAAUAUUUAUAUUAUCGUUAUCGUUAUCGCAAUAUUAUCGUUAAUUUAUAGGACAAACGAUUCAGGCAAUGUAUUUUACAAAUUUCCUGAAGAAAUAAAUCCAAUUACUCAUUCAUCUUGGACUUUGUUUCCUAUUCGAAAGGUACUGGACGUUCAUCAGACAGAUGGAAUAGCAGCAGAAGAUGUAAUCAUUGUACGUCUGUCUUUAUUGUGGACUCUUUUGUUGUUCAAAGAAAGACCUUCUGUAUUUUAUAUGUUUACUGGCAUCAAUGAAUUUUAUAUACGCCUUGCAGAAAUAUUUCUUCUUGGUCCUCAGGUAUUCCAAGAUGAUUGUAUUUGUGCUUGCAUUAAUCGGUUAUUGCGGGAGUUUCUGAUUCCAUAUGCUUCAAACGGUCUUCUUGCUUUCGGUUUAACUGACUCUAUUGCUGGAUUGGACGCUUUUAUACCAUUCUAUGAAGAACUGUUGCAACGUUUUGAGGAAUUUUCAAUGGGAAAUGAUCUUUUUACGCUAAUAAUAUUGAUUGGAGCUUACUUGAAUUCAAAUAUUUUAAGUGGAUUGUUGAUGAAAUCAGCUCUUUGGUCUUAUGACAGAAAUGUUGUAAGGCAAAUGACACUAAAGAAAACGAGGAAUUUUUUGGAAUACAUGGAAGCAGACAUCAGUAGAUCACGUAUUGAAGUAGAAGACAAAUAUUAUGCUCAAUAUGCAACAUUGCUUGGAUUGUAUGCCCGAGCAAUACGUGAUUCAGUUAUUACUCGAGAACGUAAUGAACUCGUAUUUUAUAUUGCUUCAGUGGAAUUGGGUUUGUUUGAAAGGAAACAAGGAAAGGAAUUCCAGGCACUUAUUUCAAUGAUAAGAAAAUCAGUUAAUGAUAAGUUAUCGUUGUGA